This is a messenger RNA of Cuscuta epithymum, 818 nucleotides long. The record is from the annotation of a GenBank genome assembly. NCBI's taxonomy places the organism in Eukaryota, Viridiplantae, Streptophyta, Magnoliopsida, Solanales, Convolvulaceae.
CCGUAAUCAAUAUUGCAACUCAUCCUCUCUGUUUUACCGUCCAAACAUUAUCAAACCAAUCCCACCUAAAUUUCUCUCUAUUCCACCCUUUUCUCUUCUUGUUUAAAAUAAUACAAAUUCCGUAUAAAUAUACACUCAUAUAUCCAAAUCUGUAUAUCUAUAUGGAGUAUAUAUGGAUAAAUUAUCAUACGUAGAUAUAUAAUUAACAAUUACAAGAAACUUUUCAUUUCAGUAUGUUUCCAGAACUGAAAUCAUAAGUCCACGCAGGUAAAAAGUUUUCCGUUUCCCUUCAAACAUCCAUCCUCCAAUGGGUCCUUCAUGUAGACGACGAAAACAAAAAUGUUCAACGAAAUCAAGAGCCCUUAAAUCCUCACCGUCCAUUUCUCCCGCAGAGACGGAGUCAACUGAGUCAACGGUCAACGCUACUGACCAAGAAGGACGGCCUGACGGCGGCGAGAUUGAAGCGGCGGCGGAUGAUAUUUGUUUGACGCCGAAAGCUGCGAGGUUUCGGAUACCGGAGAUCAAGACGUGCCCUCCGGCGCCGAAGAAGAGGCGGCGGACGACUGUGGGGAAGAGCUGCUCGGUGCGGCGAAUACCCAUCGCCUUCUUUGCGCCGGCGGACUUGGACCUCUUCUUUUACGUUGAACUUCGCGGCGGCGGCGGCGUUCCUGUUUGAAUGCUAAGUUGUACUCAUGUACUCUCUCAUGUUAAUUAUUAAUAGGUUUAAUGAAAUAUCAACCCUACUUUAAUUGUUCUUUUAUGAAUUUUAAUUUAGGGACCUUUGAUUUCGUAGUUGUGUGGUAUAUUAUGUUUAAGCC